This is a messenger RNA of Miscanthus lutarioriparius, 393 nucleotides long. The record is from the annotation of a GenBank genome assembly. NCBI's taxonomy places the organism in Eukaryota, Viridiplantae, Streptophyta, Magnoliopsida, Poales, Poaceae.
AUGGGCGGCGGCAGCGAACAACGUCCGGCCGCCGGCAGCUCGUCCGGAGGCGGACACUCGUCCUAUUAUGCCAACAAUCACGCAGCGGCCGCGUCGAGCUCUUCUUCGAGGCUUAUCCGGGAACCGGCUGCCCUGGCGCCGCCGCACCUUCCCAAGGCGAGACGGCCGCCCUCUGGCAUCGUGCCGCGGGAACCGGACGAGGACGCCGAGUGCUUUCGUCAGGGCGUGGCGGCGUUUGGGUCGUUGGACGCUGCCGCCCAACUAGCGGAGGUGAAGAAGUUCACGGGCGUGGGGCAGCAACCCCAGCCGCUGCCAGAGGGAGGCGGCUUCUCGUUCUGGCUCACACCACAACAGGCAGAUGCUGACUUGGCGUACGCUUACGACAAAAGGUGA